Messenger RNA from Monosiga brevicollis MX1, 1863 nucleotides. RefSeq lists its product as uncharacterized. The transcript is spliced from 11 exons. Gene Ontology annotation, biological process: protein deubiquitination; spliceosomal complex assembly; mRNA processing. Lineage: Eukaryota; Choanoflagellata; Craspedida; Salpingoecidae. Gene Ontology annotation, molecular function: zinc ion binding; cysteine-type deubiquitinase activity. The record is from RefSeq and is a predicted model, not a curated record. The coding region runs from base 1 to 1863 and encodes 620 amino acids.
AUGGAUCCCGCGUCGCUGAAAGUGACCGAGCUCAAGGCGGAGCUCGCCGAGCGAGGCCUGCCUACCAGCGGGCGCAAGGCAGAGCUGGUAGAGCGUUUGUCAACUGCGCUCCAAGAGUCCGCCUCCAGCCCGCCUCCCGCGGCAGUUGCGGCAACCACGGCGGCCACUGCGACCGUAAAGGAGGAGGCUCAAGAGAAUCAGCCCGUUGCGUCGACAACGAGUGAGGAGGCGGUGCCGAAACGCGAGGCGCAGGAGUCUGAUACUGCAGCAGAGUCCGAGACCGCUGGCCCUGCAACCAAACGGGUCAAGCAGGAGCCGAAUGAGACUUCCGUCAAGCAAGAGCCAACGGAGGCCAGCAUUGCUCCCAAGCAAACGGCCAAGGCCGAGCCCACGGACGGUUCUGUGCAGGGUCAUCAGGCAACCGGCGCUGACGAUGAGGAUGAGGAAGAGGAGGCCUUCCGACGCUACGAGCGUGAGGCUCAACUUGAGCGCUCGCGUAACUGUCCUUACCUCGAUACCAUCAGCCGUGCGCGCUUGGACUUUGAUUUCGAAAAGCUCUGCUCCGUCAACUUGAGCAACCAGAACGUUUAUGCCUGCCUUGUUUGCGGCAAGUACUAUCAGGGCCGAGGCAAAGGGACCAAUGCCUACAUGCACAGCCUCGAAGCUAGCCACCACGUGUUUUUGAACCUUCACACCCUGCGCUUUUACUGCUUACCCGACAACUAUGAAGUCAUCGACAACUCGCUGUCCGACAUUCAGUUUGUGCUCAAGCCAACCUUCUCAAAAGCGAUGAUGCACGCAUUGGAUCAUUCCAGCCGAUACUCGCGUGCUCUCGAUGGCACAACCUACCUGCCGGGCAUUGUUGGUUUGAACAACAUCAAGGCCAAUGACUACGUCAACGUCGUUGUGCAGACGCUGAACCGCGUACCUUCGCUGCGCAACUUUUUCCUGGACCCCGAGGCCACGCGUCGCAUGACUGAUCCAUUGAUUGUUUCAAGUAGGUUCCUUUUGGCUCUCGCUCUCGCCAAACUGAUUCGCAAGAUCAACAACCCCCGUGCUUUUAAGAGUCACGUCUCGCCACACGAGUUCUUGCAGGCGGUCAACAAUGGUUCCAAGCGUCAAUUUCGUCUGACUGAGCAAGCCGAUCCAGUGGACUUGCUGUCAUGGUUGCUGAACACCUUGCAGCGCAAGCUGAGCAAGCGCGGGUCCAACAUUGUGGCCGACACGUUUCAAGGGCGCAUGCGGGUUACAUCUCGGAAGCUGCCACCUCCUCCUGAUGUCCAGGAAGUGAGCGGCUUGCGCAUCGAUCCGAACAGCGAAGAGUAUCAAGACAAGGUGUCGGAGCAAAAAUUCUUGUUCUUGGGUCUUGACCUUCCGCCACCACCGCUGUACCAAGACGAGACGCGCCAGAACAUCAUCCCUCAGGUGCCGCUCUUUGAGCUGCUCUCCAAGUUUGAUGGUUCCACUUCAAGCGAGUACAAGACGUACAAAGAUACCAUUGUCAAGUCCUUUCGCCUGCUUGAUAUGCCGCAGUAUCUGAUUUUGCACGUCAAGCGCUUCACGAAAAAUGCCUUUUUUGUGGAGAAGAAUCCGACCAUCGUCAACUUUCCCGUCAAGGACAUUGAUUUUGCUGGCCUGGUUGCCGAGGAGUUUCGGGACAGCUCCAAGACUUACAAGUAUGAUCUUCUGUGCAACAUUGUCCAUGACGGGUUGCCUGGUGCUGGCAAGGGCACCUAUCGCGCACAUUUGUAUCACAAGGGCUGUAAGAAGUGGUUUGAGGUGCAGGAUUUGCACGUUGCCGAUGUGUUGCCGGAAAUGAUCACGUUGUCCGAGUCGUACAUUCAAGUAUGUGUCUUCAACUAG